CUUAAAGCAUGCGGCAGCGUGAGAAGCGGCGGCGAAGUGUGCUGUUCAGCUGACAUGGAAGUGAGAUUACAAGCGCGGGCACGCGACAAACACGAAAUGGCCACCAAAGAAGCUCUCCACAGAAUGCAGCAGGUCCUGCAUACGCGGGGAAACAGGUUCCACAGUUUUUUCAAGGAGCUACUGGAUGGUAGUAAAAAAGGUUUUCACGAGAUGUUCAAGAAGACCUACGGUAUCCUUUACGAGCAGAACUCGUACGUCUUCACGGACUUUUUCAAGGAGCUGGAGAAUUACUACGCGAAGGGAACAGUGGACCUCAACGAUGCCAUGGAUAAUUUCUUCAACACCCUUUAUCAGAAGAUGUUCACCGUGCUCAACAGCCAGUACAACUUUGAUAAUAAAUAUCUGGAGUGCGUGGGCGAACAUAUGAAGGAGAUGCGACCGUUCGGGGACGUGCCACAGAAAUUGGGCGUGCAAAUUAAACGAUCGUUCGUGGCCACGAGGGCAUUCAGCCAAGCUUUGACUGUCGCUUCGAAUGUGUUGAAAAAUAUGCAAUUGCUGAGCAAGCCAUCGGCGGAUUGCGCAGCUGCCUUGACCAGGAUGACAGCUUGUCCAGCCUGCAGCGGUAUAUCGGACAACGUGCUGGCGUGUGGUGAUAUGUGUGCCAACGUGAUGAAGGGUUGCUUGUCGCAAUACGCGGCACUCGACACUGACUGGAAUCAGUUCGUUGAGGCUGUGGACAAGAUCGCCGAUCGGUUGCUCGGACCGUUCAACAUCGAAGUACUGGUGCGUCCGAUUAACCUAAAGAUCUCCGAAGCGAUCAUGAACUUCCAGGAAAGCAGUCAAGACGUGUCGCAGCGCGUGUUUACUGGUUGCGGCCGGCCGGUACUGGGUAGACGUAAACGUAGGGACAAUCGAGAACUAGAAAUGGAGUCCCUGAACUUUGACCAGGAGACAUCGCCAGAGGAUGACUCUGCUACAAGCUUGGAGAAGCUAGUGAAGGAAAUACGCCAACGAGUGCGUGAUUCCCGACAAUUCUGGGUCUAUUUGCCAUAUCGGAUGUGCAACGACGGUCUGGUUGUGCCACCCAGUAAUACGAAAGAAUGUUGGAACGGCACACACGUAGACAAGUAUAUAUAUCCGGUGUCAUCUGAUGGCGAGUCUCAGUCGUUGAAUCCAGAGGUACGCAGUACAGUAUCAAGACCAACUAUCGUGAGGGAUCAAGUUUUCGCGCUAACCACUAUCACGAACAGGUUGAAAUUGGCGUUUAAUGGACAGGACGUUGAUUGGAUCGAUACUGACGAAACGUGGUACGGUUCCGGUAGUGGUUCGGGCGAUGGUGCGUUUACUGAUGACGAGGAUGGCUUCAGGGAAGGCUCUGGCUACGAGAGCCCACACGCGGAAGCAGAGCCAGAACCACCGAAGCAGCCAUUGCCACCGGUCGUUCACGAGGUUGAGAUCCCGCCGCGAGUGGACAUCGAACCGCAUCAAGGCACUAGUACGACCAGUACGGGCACGAGCAAUAACCAGACCAUCUCCGUGAAUAGCGGAGAAGACAGCAGGCCGAAGAUGUCGUUAUUCAGGGCGCUGACGACGUAUCUGAUGCCAAUAGUGGUGAUGUGGUUCGGCGGUUGCUUCAACGACUUGCUGUGA
Cyphomyrmex costatus is the source of this 1650-nucleotide messenger RNA. RefSeq names its product glypican dally-like (gene dlp). Bases 55 to 1650 code for a protein of 531 amino acids. The record is from RefSeq and is a predicted model, not a curated record. Lineage: Eukaryota; Metazoa; Arthropoda; Insecta; Hymenoptera; Formicidae. The transcript is spliced from 7 exons. Gene Ontology annotation, biological process: regulation of signal transduction; cell migration; regulation of protein localization to membrane. Gene Ontology annotation, cellular component: synapse; extracellular region; plasma membrane.